Myotis daubentonii (Daubenton's bat) is the source of this 1271-nucleotide messenger RNA. It is a transcript of the gene PXT1, whose product is annotated as peroxisomal testis enriched protein 1. Gene Ontology annotation, biological process: positive regulation of apoptotic process. NCBI's taxonomy places the organism in Eukaryota, Metazoa, Chordata, Mammalia, Chiroptera, Vespertilionidae. The record is from RefSeq and is a predicted model, not a curated record. Gene Ontology annotation, cellular component: nucleus; peroxisome.
GUCUGGAAGAAACUGAGGAGGAAAACUGGAUAGAUGAGGCAGAGGUGGGAACAAGACUUCUCAAUGUGCAUCCUUAUGUACUUCUCGAAUUCUGUGUUAUCAAUUCAAAAGGAUUUAAAAAUGGAAGAAUGACGCCACCAUUUAACAGGCUGCCUCAGAACUGACACAGUACCAGGCACCAGCAGCAGGGAAGGUAUAACAUUCACUAUGUUCCACAGCGUAACAGUCAGACCUGCGUCACUACACUGAACUGAUCUCCCAGGGAAAAAACAUGAAGAGGAAAAAAAUUAAUGCCGUUGUUUGUGAACCUAAAGAACUCCUGAAUCCCUCUCCCAAAGUAACAAAUUGUUGCAAAUCGCCGUGUGUGAAAUAUAGUUUUCAGAAGGCAUACAUGACCAGACUUGCCAGCAACCAGCCAGUUGCAGCCAUGUCAAGGAGCCCAGAUCACAAUUCACCUUCUCAGCCCAAGGAAAACAGCCUUGGCCAGAACCGUCAGCCGGAGGAAACCAUCCACAAGCUGGCCAUGCAGCUGAAGAACAUUGGAGACAGCGUUGAUCACUGGAUGGCUCAAGAGAAUGCCCAGCGGGAAGGCAGAGAGGCACUGGCGCAGUUUGUGGUGGUUUUCCAUGCGGGAGGCCGCGCGCUGCUGCGCUUUCUCUGGAACAACCACUGGAUGUAAGAGGAGCGGACAUCCGAGCUCUGCCGCCCCCUGCGCUGAGGACGAGCCCUGCACAGGUGGGAGGAAGGCCCUUCUCCGCCCCGUUUUCACCCUCACUGUUGGUUUAUGCGGCUUCGUUGGAGAGCUGCAGGCUCACUGACCAUUUGUCUGUUCAGAGCAACCGCCGUGCCAUGUCUGCGAGUGCCCCACCUCGUGGUAGAGCCGCAGGCGCCCCCAGGAGGCUCUGCCAGGGCCCACGGGGCAUCUGCUUCCCCAGGGAACCUGAGCCUCGUCCUCAAACCAGAGGUCACAGCAAUGGACGCUUCUCCCUGGCCCUCCCUGGGUGCCCAGCCACCUGUUGGCCCCACUCUGGGUGCCCAUGUCCAGAUCCGCAGCACCUCGUUCUGCUCAUUCCUUUCUGCCCACCCGUGUUCCCUGUCUUCCCCUUUUAGGAGCAUUACAGGUGUUAAGGAAGUUUGUUGUUAUACAUUAUAAGUUCUGUAUAUGGUUGAGUUAUUUGUUAUUUAAAAAUGAAAUAAAUAUUGUUUUAUUGAGCAUGAAACAUCUUCGCAUAUGUCUUUUGUGAGGGAGGGAUUCCACUUAGUCCGGCUCA